Molecule: messenger RNA, 1122 nt
Organism: Ixodes scapularis (black-legged tick)
Lineage: Eukaryota; Metazoa; Arthropoda; Arachnida; Ixodida; Ixodidae
Exons: 1
Coding region: 1-1122 (373 amino acids)
Source: RefSeq, a predicted model, not a curated record
AUGGCUACGCCCCCAAUUGUGAUUGCGGAAAACGACACCAGUGCGAACACAACGGCAGCCGGUCAUCUCGACAACGGUCAACAACCUGCGGAAGCAGGGACAAGUGGCAAGCUCGUGGACGGCAGCAAAGGAAAUCAUGACAACUCAACUUCCAACGACACUUCUGACUCUGACAUGACUACAUCAGGCCCAGAGGACCAGGAUGACGAGGACUUCAUUUCUGUGAAGACAGGACGCAAACGGAAGCGCAAGAUCGAGAGCGCCAGUGAUGAGGAAAGCAGAAAGAAAGCCAUCGUUUCACUCGGUCUGACGGUCAUCUUCGCACCGCAAGACCCGACGAUACUUCUGAACAAGCUCAACGGCCUGAAGCUCACGGAGGCUCUAAAUAGUCACGCCCCUACCGAAGUUGGUGAAAUUCGCUGCAACAAGAGAUUGAACAUACUCGCGGUGGACACACGAAAUCAAGAAUCCACAGCGUCCUUGCUGCGAAUCAGGAAGCUCGUCGGCAUUGCAGUGCGGGCAUACGAGCCUCGGAAUCCGAACACUGCUGUGGGCAUUAUUCGGGACGUUGACGCAAGCAUCUCGGAGAAAGUGUUGCUUCGGAACCUAAGCGCGAACAUGACGAAAAUCACGCAGGUGCGUCGUUUUGCUGACACGGAAACGGUUCGCGUCACUUUCGCUUCUGCGACCCUACCGGAACACGUAUUUCUGGGCAGAGUACGACAUAAGGUCGAACUAUACGUUGAUCGACCAGCGCAGUGCAGGAAGUGUGGCAAGUUUGGACACGUCAAGCCAGUUUGCACUCGCCCCGAGGUGUGCACCAGAUGCUCUGGCUCCCACGCGAGCGAAAGAUGCGAAGCCGAAAGGGCCAAGUGCGUGAACUGCAAGGGCGCACAUGAGGCAACCUCGAAAGACUGUGUGAUCUGGCAACAAGAACGAGCCGUAAACAAGUACAAAACAAUUAACAAAGUAGACUUCAAAACUGCCCGAGCUGCCGUCCGAAGCCGCGGCCAGCGCAACAUCGAACACGACAACUUGAUCGUUCUUCAGAACCGUUUCAGUGACCUUUAUGAUGAAACGCAGGACCUCCCCCCCCGAGCAGAGCAACGCAUCACAGAGUGA